Messenger RNA from Sitophilus oryzae (rice weevil), 1606 nucleotides. RefSeq lists its product as uncharacterized. NCBI's taxonomy places the organism in Eukaryota, Metazoa, Arthropoda, Insecta, Coleoptera, Curculionidae. The record is from RefSeq and is a predicted model, not a curated record. Bases 162 to 1511 code for a protein of 449 amino acids. The transcript has 4 exons.
AAUCAAAGGGAUUGUUGAGGGAGAUAAGAUCAUUAAUUUCGCAGCGGGAAUAAAUAUAGAUGUGUGUAUGUUUUUUGAGAUAAUUAGUGCUGUGUAUGUUUCGCUGUGUUUAGUUGAUAGAUAUUCGCACAGUUAAUAUUCGGUGGCUUAGAUCCUAAAAGAUGUCGCCAAAUCCACCAGACUACUCCAUAAAGGAUCUGGAAACAAUUGUAACAGUAGACGGUACGGUAAAAAAUAUCGAAGUCACUCGACUCACAGCACCUGGGGAAAACUAUGUAAGCUUAGUGUUGCGCGUGGAUAUCGACGUGGAAAAAGAUGGCAAGAAGAAAACUGUGAAAACUAUAGGAAAGCGCCUGCCGCUGGGAAAUAAUGAAAUGAGAAGCAAAAUGGCAGCACACGCCAUGAAAAAUGAAAUUAAAUUUUACAGGGAAAUUGUACCGUUGCUAACAGAAUUCGCCUCAACAUACGAAGUCGAUGCUUCGGAGUUUUUUGCAAAAUACUACGGUUCUAGGUUUAGUUUAGAUGAUUCCAGCGAGGAUGCCGAUAGAGACUCUAUUUUAUUAUUGGAAAAUAUAAUUCCGCUAGGUUACAAGAAUGAGGACAGACAUAUUGGAUUUGAUUUAGAUACCAGCAAAGCCAUUCUAAAAAGGCUUGCUUUAUUCCAUUCCAUUCCUAUAGCAUUAAGAAGUAAAGACGCUGAAAAUUUUAAAAUUCUUAAAGAUUUCUUGGUUAGUUGCCGCCCAUUUGGGCCACCUGGUGGUGGUCCCCCUGGAGACGGUCCCCCAGGAGGUCCUCAUAAAGGACCAUCAGAAAAUGGUCCUGAAUUUCCAUCUGGUGGACCACCAAAUGGACCACCCCGUGGUGGACCACCUGGCGGCUUUAAUUUUCCCGAUGGAAAACACCCUCAUCAAGUUCUACUGAAAACAUUAAAAGAUAUUCCCGAAUUGUCACCUUAUAUAGAUAGACUAAGUCCAUUAAUGGGGAAAAUGGGACCUCCAGGAGCUGGUAAACCGGGUACUGAGCCAUGGGGAACGUUUGCACAUAACGAUUUUUGGGUAAACAAUAUGAUGAUUAAAUCUGAACCGGGAAAGGAAAUUUCAGUGAAGCUAGUCGAUUUCCAAAUCUGCGGAUAUAGAUCUUUUGCCACCGACUUAGUAUUCUUUUUGUUGACGAGUUUGAAGAAUGACGUCUUUUUAAACAACUUUGAUGAACUUUUGAGAUUUUAUUACGGCGAGUUUACCAAAAAUCUGAAACGAUUUGAACUGGACUUAGAACUGAGCUACGACGAAUACUUGAAAGAAGUAGAGGAAGCUGCAAGGGAUAGCGAAAUACCACAUUCGAUCUUCUUUGCCAUCCCAAUUCUAGCAGACAAGAAUCCUGCCGUAGAUAUAGCAGUGGAAGAUGUCGACAUGUUCAGUGAAUUAACAAGAAUGGUAGAAAAUCUCAACCAGCGUCAAAAAGACAAAAUGGUUCUCCUUAUAAAGGAGGCGAGCAAACGAAACUGGAUUUAAAAAUAUUAAAAAGAAUUUAAAUAUUAUAAAUAAAGAAAACGAACUUUUUUUAAAGUAAUUUAUUAAAGUUUAAUAAUAAAGUUUUAUAUAUAUGU